Talaromyces proteolyticus is the source of this 1051-nucleotide messenger RNA. RefSeq lists its product as uncharacterized. The coding region runs from base 288 to 773 and encodes 161 amino acids. The transcript has a single exon. The record is from RefSeq and is a predicted model, not a curated record. NCBI's taxonomy places the organism in Eukaryota, Fungi, Ascomycota, Eurotiomycetes, Eurotiales, Trichocomaceae.
CUCAAUAAUAAUAAUACGUGCAUUAAUGUUUAGUAUGAGGAUGCAGGUUAUGAUAUCAUACAUCACCAACAUCUGGGGCUGCUAUAAAAAAUGCAUAUUGGCCCGCUCAACACCACACCGACAGCCACCUGCAGUAACAUUGGAUUUACUGUCGCCAAAGCCACCCUCUCUGUAGGUGUCGGCUAUCUACAGUAGUUUGGCCAAUGCUUAUCUGACCAAGUAUUUUAUUAUUAUAUAUUACAUUUUCUUACAUAUUCUUACCUAUUCUCGCUGGUAUUGGGUAAGUGAUGACUAACCACUCAUGUAACCUGCACAGUAGCAGAGUCGACGAAACAGGGAAGGCAGGAAGCGAUAGCGUCAUUCCGGAAAACAGUCUCGACCCGGCGGCGGCCAGUCAGCGAGCAGCGGCCCUGUCUAGCCGCAUCAACAACGUCAUUCUUGUCUCUUCCUGUUCUCCCCCUCGUCUCCCCUCUGUCGUCUCUUUGCUGGCUGUUUGCUGUCUGCUGUCGCUUGUCUGCUGCUGUUCGUCUCUGCUGAAGGCUGCAAUCCCUGGGAUUCGGCUGAUUCCUGAAUUCGCCAUCCUUAUCCGCACCAACCAUUGCGUUGCUCGUCCUACUCAGUACACCUGCCAAUUCCGGCCCUGGCCCGCCAACCACAACCUGUCUGUUCCAUCGCCCGAACGGACACGCACCCACGCCACUUGUUCCCCACAACCUCUGUUGCACUGCAAUUUGCUCUUGCUCUUGUACUGCACUCUGCCUUCUGCCUCCUAAGAUCACCCCGCCGAGAACGCGAUUAAUUUAUUUCUUCGCAUCGAACGCAUAUCCGUGUACGCUUCUCGCGCGCGCGUGUGUGGUGUCCCUCGCUACAUCAAAGUCAUUGGUCUGCGCGUCCAUCAUGGCGGAAUUCGUGCGUGCCCAGAUCUUUGGCACGACCUUUGAGAUCACCAGCAGGUAGGUAGCCAGGACUCUGUCGAGAAGAUGGAUGAAAGAGAAGGAGCUAGUCGCUAACGCUUGCUUUGCGUCUCUAGAUACUCCGAUCUCCAGCCCGU